UAUAAAGUUAGAAGUACAAAAUCGUAAAAAAUAAGAAGAUCAAGGACUAAUAUUGCUAUUUACCCCGAUAACCACACGAAGUUAUCACAUCGGGUUUCGGGUACGACGGGAAACCCGACCCGAUACGAUCCAAAAUGGGUCAUUUAAAUCCUCGGAUCUCGUCUCAUUUAAUCUUCUCCUUUCCUUUUCUCUCUCUCUCUCUCUCUCUCUCUCUCGAAUACGCCGCCAUUUAAUUAGAGGAGCUUUUUCUUGUUCUCUUCCCAAUUUGAUUUUGGCAUGGAAGAAUAUUCUGGUAGGAGAUCUUCUGGAGGAGUCAGAUUUUCCAAAACAGCCUCCGGCAUUUCCCUUAGGAGUCAAAACCUUGAGGAAAAGAGCAAUCAGAAUUGCAACAAGUUUGGAGUCGGCAGCAGCAGGAUUAAUGCCGUAAAAUCCACCCAAAUCGACAAUUUGGAAAGGCCAAGAAAUGCCAGAGCUUCUUUUCGCUCGACUAGCUCAAAAGCCAUAGUUGGAAGCACUUCUAGAUCAACUUCAAGAAAGUCCCACCACGAGAAGCAGAAGCAAAGUGUUCUAGAAGAGAGAAAUAUUGCAGAAAAUAGUGGUAGCAGUAAGGCUGUGAUCGAAUAUUCGGAGGAUUCGAUCUCUAAUUCAGGGGAUUCAAUCUCUAAUUCCACGACCGAAGGCUUCAACUCUCACAAAUAUCAAGGGAUUUCCAUGCAUAAUGUUGAGUCGUCGAGAAGGGCCAGUUCAUCAAGUUCCAGCUCAAGUAAGCAGAGAAAUAAAGAGCUAUGUUUAGGUUCAUCUUCCUUUGGUCGGAUUGGAAGUGCUUCUAAAAAAUUCAGCCUCGCAUCUAAGUCCUCGCCGGGGUUUAAAAAUCUUAGUUGUGCGUCGGUAUCUGAUGUUCUACCAUCAGGCUGUUCUUCUUCGGAUCUUAACCGCAGUAAGAGGGUUGAAGCUUUUCGUAAAAGAGCUUCUGAAGGAGAGAGUUCAUCUCGAGUUAAGAGCUUAAUUGGGUCAUCGAGUAGAGGAAUUCCUGGCCCUUGCUUACCUGUUCCAGAACAGUCAGCUUCUCGGCUUGCUGCAAGGAGGACUGGAAAUCCACAGAGCAGUAGGGAUGGUGCAGUCUCCUCUGGAAUAGUAAGUGCUUCUAGUGAGGAGCCUCGGGUGGGGGUUUCUGAUCAAAGAGCUUCUAAUGAGGAAAUUCCAAUUUCGAUACAAGAAGCUGUUCCCGAAAUCUCUUCGAGACCAUUCUCCCGUGAACUUACUCGUGCUCUCCUUUCGCCCGGACGUCGAAGUUCAACCAGUCGGGAUUCUCAAAGUAGAUCAACUCAUCGCACUGAAGAAAGCGGCUCUUCAGGAGAUCGAAGCGGCCAGCGACGCAUUAAUAUGGAAGGAAUUGCAGAGGUGUUAUUGGCACUAGACAGAAUUGAACAAGAUGAAUUGACCUAUGAGCAAUUGUUGGCACUAGAGGCAAAUUUUUUCUUGGGUGGUUUCAAUUUCCUUGAUCAGCAUCGAGACAUGAGAAUGGACAUAGAUAAUAUGUCAUAUGAGGAAUUAUUAGCACUAGAGGAGAAAAUGGGCACAGUGAGCACUGCACUUUCGGCGGAGCAAUUAGCAAAAUGUCUUAAGAGAACAAUAUACUUGCAAGACUCCAUAGGCAGGGGAAUCAGUACUCGCAUUGUCGAGGAUAUAAAAUGCAGCAUAUGCCAGGAAGAGUAUGUUAAAGGAGAUGAAUUGGGCACUUUGAGAUGCGAGCAUCGAUACCACAUUGCCUGCGCCCAUCAGUGGUUUAGGCUGAAGAACUGGUGUCCGAUCUGCAAGGCAUCUGCUGCACCAUCAUAAAUUUAUAUCCUUUUUCUUAUUUUUUAUUUUUUAUGCAGGUUUCAUUUUCUGUUGUAAAUACCACGAGCUUAAAACAUUUCAUCUUUAGCCUUGAAACAGUCAGGCCCCUUCAUAAAUUGAAUCGCGAAGAAUAUGUGUAUAAGUUCAACAUUUUUCAUGGAAAAUUCUCCUGUUAAAUUUCUGCUUUGUCCAUUGGCUUCUGAUCUCUUGCAAUAAGAGGCAAGUAAUAAGGAGUCCAUGAGUUUGGAAACAAUAACUUGCAGGAGUUAAAAGCUUUUGGCGUAUGUACUACACCUUUGGAGCAUUGCUCUAAAUAUGUAUUUGCAACAGUUAUCCUACGUAGGAUUUGCAAGAUCUAAUCAUGUAUCUCCAGAUUACAUAAAAGAGUAAGAAAAUUUAUUUUCAAGUA
Ananas comosus (pineapple) is the source of this 2248-nucleotide messenger RNA. Its product is annotated as E3 ubiquitin-protein ligase MBR1. The transcript has 6 exons. The record is from RefSeq and is a predicted model, not a curated record. Gene Ontology annotation, molecular function: ubiquitin protein ligase activity. NCBI's taxonomy places the organism in Eukaryota, Viridiplantae, Streptophyta, Magnoliopsida, Poales, Bromeliaceae. The coding region runs from base 277 to 1839 and encodes 520 amino acids.